This is a messenger RNA of Meleagris gallopavo (turkey), 2973 nucleotides long. Lineage: Eukaryota; Metazoa; Chordata; Aves; Galliformes; Phasianidae. The record is from RefSeq and is a predicted model, not a curated record.
AUGUCAGAUGUGCAGCCGAAAUUAUCUUUUUCAGGAUCAAAGCCCUUUCCUCGCUAUGGAUAUAAGCCUUCACCGCCAAGCGGUUGUGGAUCGCCUCUAUUUGGAGUUCAUUUUGACAUUGGUAUCCCUUUGAUGACAAAGUGCUGCAAUCACCAUGAUAGAUGUUAUGAUACUUGUGGCAAUAAAAAAAAUGACUGUGAUGAGCAAUUUCAGUCCUGCCUCUCCAAAAUUUGCAGAGAUGUGCAGAAAACACUUGGGAUAUCAGAGAACGUACAGGCUUGUGAAUCAAUUGUUCAGCUGUUGUUUGAUGCAGUUAUACACUUAGGAUGUAAGCCGUACCUUGACAGCCAGAGAGCUUCAUGUAUGUGUCGCUAUGAGGAUAAGACAGAUCUCUGAAAGGCGUGGAUGUCCUGCAGUUUGGAAUGAAGUAAAACAACUGGAAUGAAGCAAAUGUUUUACACUUCUCAGGCCUGACACAAAUGCUCUUUUUUAAAAAAAGAGACUAUCACGAAGUCAUCCAUAAAAGAGAAGGACCAAUGCAUGAAGAGUAGGUGCAUGAAGACCAGCUUCAGCCCCAUCACCCAGAUCUCGAUGAAGAGGUAGGCUGACUUACCAAAGACUCAAAGACAAAGUCAACAGCCAUAUGGAAGUCACCACUGUAUUCCAGAUCUACUCGAAGCUCAGCUCUUUGGGGCAGCUCUCCUCUUUGCCGACCUCCGGGCAGAUGAGUCUGAUGGCUUUGAAGAUGGGCAGGAUAUUGCCCAGAUAGAUAUCCCUGAAGCUGAGCUCCUCCAGAACCUUCCCUGUCAACUUGGUCUGGAGCAGCUUCUCAAACUCUGCCUUAAUCUUACUCAUCACCCAGUUUCUGACUGGGGCCGUGCUCCUGAGCUCCCUGAAGAGGAAGAUGGCAUUGAGGAGGUGGCACAUCUUAUUGCUGGAGGUGGGAUUUACAAGGGGGGUUCUGGCUGCUGUGGUAGCGCUGGGCUCCAGGCCUGUGGUGAGAGUUGAGGCAGCCAGCACUGAUGCCGGGACUGGCUCUGGGGCUGCCUAGCUGCCUGGUGUAUAUGAGGCCAUCUUCAGUUCUGGCCACUCUGGGAGGCUCCAGCAUCUUCCUGUAGAAAAAGGAGGAAUGCAAGGAAGCAAGUGACCAGCACCAAGACAGGAUGUCAUACAUUAGCAGCGUCAUUGCCUCGAGUGCACCAUGCCUCAGAGUUGAGAGGUGCCCCUGCUUGAGGGGAGAUCUUGUCCCUGCAGUCCAGUGCCACACAGGAGAGCUUGAAAAGCUUUUGUGCUGCUCACCAGUUAUGGGGUAAGAUGAAUGACUCAGAGUCAUACUCUGUUUUUAGGUGCAUGCUCAGUUGGCACUCAGCUGUUGAACCAGGUGCCUUCUAUCCAUUCUUUCAGCCUCCCAGAUUUGUGGUUGUUAAGCUGUGUUAGAGAGUGUUACCAGUACUGUUCUUCAUUGUCUUCCUAUGCAAGGCCUUAUGUACAAGGCCAGGCUAAAGGAGGAAGUUGAGAGAAAGAAAGAAGGGGUGGGGGGAGCACACCAUCACAUGAGUACUGUCCUUGCGGUGGCAGGAGGGGGUCUGGAGGUUUUCAGGAAAUGUGUAGAUGUGGCACUGAGGGACAUGGGUUAGUAGGCAAGGUGGUGGUGGGUUGGUGGUUGGACUAGAUGAUCUUGGAUGUCUUUUCCAACCUUAAUGACUUAUAUUAAACACUGACAUGAAUGUAUUGGUUUGAAAGUCACUACGCUAUUCUUCCUCAUGUUUAAAAAAUAGAAAAAAAGUGUUAAGUCUUCCUUAUCUUCUGUACACUACAAGUUGGAAACUGAAAUUAGACUCUUCUAGUGUAUGUACAUUUAGGGUAUGCUACUGUAAAACACAAACGCUAUUUUCAAUUAAAAAAAAAAAGGAAACUGCAUAGUGGGGUAAUCAGAGGUGCAGAAGAGUUGAAUCUCAGAUUAUUUCUAGUAUAGGCCAAGUGUUAGGUUUCCAAGCAGAUGAUGUAUCUGAUAGAUAACAACAGGUAAAAGAGUUCUGCAGAGUUAAAAUGGCACCUUGAAUAGCCCUUCACUUUGAAUAGAUACCUUCAGAUCUCUCUGAUGUACUCUGUCCUGUGGGUUUGUUUUAAAACAAAGAAAAAAGCCCUAAGCAAGGUAUAUAUCUGCACUAUGUAUUUCUACCUGAUCCAGUAAUGAACUUCCUCAGCACUCUUCAGAUAAGUAUGUUGAGACUUUUAAGGAUUGACUCCUAAAGUGACCUAAGGAUAUACUUUUGAUUUGACAGAAUGCUGGAAUGUGGUUGUAAUGUUACAUAAGUUUAGAAAGGAUUCAAGUCUUUAUUUUUCAAAUUAAACAAUGCAUUGUGUAUUAUAUGUGUAGAAAGGAUAUAUUGUUCAAAGAGGUUGAUUUAUAUUUGUCUCAUGGCACAACUUAGUAACUGUAUCUAUCUUUGCUUUCAUUUAGUACAUUCUGAUUGAAAACUAGAAGGAGAUUCCACAUACAGGGUCAGCAUGCCCAACAAACCUUUUUAUUUAAAAUGCCCUCUUUCAUGCUGACAGAAAUUUGAGCUUUUAUUUCUGUCAUCUCUUCCAUGACUACUCUAGCUGAAAUCAUCUGAUGUCUGAAUUAUUUGGGGUUUGCCCUCUGUACUGAUCUUCUGUUGCUAAUCUCCAGUUGUCAGACCUCAGUUAACUUUUGCAUUGAGUCCUGUCCUGCUGUCCUGAUUUGCCUUAGAAAUCCACAGAAUAUGACUGAAAAUCAAAGUACUGCAUCCAUGAACAGGGAAAAUAAACUAUGCAGAAAGUUUAAAGUUCACUUAACUCACAGAUUGCAAUGCCAUUUCUCUUCUGGAAGUAUUUUUUUAUGUUUUUGCUUUACUAUUUUUUUGUGGUAUUUUUGUUUUUCACUGAAGCUUACAGUACGUGACACAAUGUAAGUGUCUCAUACAAUAAAAUUCCUGCCAAAGUUCCUUG